CUACACUACUGUGCGGCGUCUUUUGGAGAUAAAUUAACCCUAGUUUUUGUGUGAUGGCGGAAGAAGCUAACAGUGUUGAUGUGAAAGCUUCGACGAAGAAGGAUAUACGGAAUUACCUCUGCCAGUAUUGUGGAAUCAGCAGAUCUAAAAAGUACCUUAUCACUUCGCAUAUCCAAUCUCAUCAUCAGAUGGAACUUGAAGAGGAAAUAGUUGAUGAGGCUUGUGAGGUUGGGGAAGAGACUUCAAGUAAACAUACUUGCCAGGAAUGUGGUGCUGAGUUUAAGAAGCCUGCUCAUUUGAAGCAGCAUAUUCAGAGCCAUUCGCUCGAGAGACCUUUUGCGUGCUAUGUGGAUGAUUGUGCUGCUAGUUACAGAAGAAAGGAUCAUCUCAAUAGGCAUCUUCUUACCCAUAAAGGGAAGCUCUUUAAGUGCCCAAUGGAGAACUGCAAAAGUGAAUUCUCAGUACAGGGAAAUGUUGGUAGGCAUGUUAAGAAAUACCAUAGUAAUGAUGACAGUGCUAAGGACAAUACUGGCGAUCUUGAUAAGGACAAAUCUUGUUGUGGUGGUGGUGAUAAGAAAAAUAUUGGUAAUGGGGAUAGUGGUAAAGACAAUACCAGUAAUGGCAGUUCUCCACCCUCUGAAUGUUCAACUGGUCAGAAGCAGCACGUCUGCAAAGAAAUUGGUUGUGGGAAAGCUUUCAAGUAUGCUUCACAGUUGCAAAAGCACCAGGAUUCUCAUGUGAAAUUGGACUCUGUGGAGGCUUUUUGUUCUGAGCCUGGGUGUAUGAAGUACUUUACAAAUGAGGAAUGCCUUAAAGCACACAUAAGAUCCUGCCAUCAGCACAUCAACUGUGAGAUAUGUGGUUCUAAGCAUUUGAAAAAGAACAUCAAAAGACAUCUACGGACUCACGAGGAAGAUUCAACACCUGGAGAAUUCAAGUGUGAAGUUGAGGGUUGCUCUUCGACAUUCUCAAAGGCUUCUAAUCUUCAGAAACACGUGAAAGCAGUGCACAAGGAUAUCCGACCCUUUGUAUGCGGUUUUCCAGGUUGUGGCAUGAGAUUUGCUUACAAACAUGUCAGAAACAACCAUGAGAAUUCUGGGUGCCACAUAUAUACCUGUGGUGAUUUUGUUGAAACUGAUGAAGAUUUCACAUCAAGACCAAGAGGUGGACUAAAAAGGAAGCAAGUUACAGCAGAAAUGCUGGUAAGAAAGAGGGUCAUGCCUCCCCGGUUUGAUGCAGAAGAACACGAGACUUGCUAGUUGCUAGUAUCUUACAACCUGGAAAUCUAGUAGCACUACUAGGCAGGUGUUACGACUUACGUGUAAUUACCUUUUUUUUUUUUUUUUGUAGCGUCUGUAGAAGAAAAUAUAUAAAACAACAUAAUUAGUAAUGUAAAAUUUCAUUUGGAAAUCGAAUCUAUAUCUAUCUUUCUUACC
Messenger RNA from Capsella rubella, 1436 nucleotides. RefSeq names its product transcription factor IIIA. Gene Ontology annotation, cellular component: nucleus. The coding region runs from base 54 to 1259 and encodes 401 amino acids. The transcript is spliced from 6 exons. The record is from RefSeq and is a predicted model, not a curated record. NCBI's taxonomy places the organism in Eukaryota, Viridiplantae, Streptophyta, Magnoliopsida, Brassicales, Brassicaceae. Gene Ontology annotation, biological process: regulation of transcription by RNA polymerase II.